CAGUAAACACACUGAACCGGGCUCACUUACACGCACAUUCACAGGCUCUCAGCCCUCACACGGAGAUGAAAUCGUCUCUCCUCUCAGUCCUAAUUCUUGUUCGAGAGUCUUCUCAUUUCACACCUCCUCCGUCGUCUUCGAUCUCAGCGCAAUCAAGCCAAGUAACAAACCACCCUUCAGCAAUUUGGUGUAUGUAUCCUAAAUUAUAAAAUCACCUCUCAAAAAUUUCAGAUGGGUGAGAACGAGUUGGGUUUCUGAAUGAUGCUCGCUAACACAAUGAGCUCCUCUUCUGCUGCUGCUUCAUCAACUUCUUCUCAACUCACUUCCUCCAAAGACGAAUUUUUCUGGGGCUACCUUUUCGUUGCAAUCGGCUUUGUCUUCUUUGUCAAUUUUCUCUUUGCAGCCGUUGUGUCCAAGCUCCUUUCCUCGUCCAACAACGCCCUGAUCUCUGCCAUUCAAAACGACUGGUUUUACUGCUUCUUAGUGCCUCUGACUCUCCCUGUCCUUGUGGUUGCUGUAUAUUUUCAUUGGCUCAGUAUGAAAUUGUUCAAGCACGCAUGAUUUUUACUUGAAGCCAUCAGGUCUGAAAUCUCUCUGCUUAUUACUAUUUUUUGAAGAACAAGAAACUAAAAUUAUGUCUACUUAUUUCCUUCACAAAGUACGCAACAUUUAAUUUCAUACUCAUUGAUAUUUACAUC
Messenger RNA from Juglans microcarpa x Juglans regia, 698 nucleotides. RefSeq lists its product as uncharacterized. The transcript is spliced from 2 exons. The record is from RefSeq and is a predicted model, not a curated record. Lineage: Eukaryota; Viridiplantae; Streptophyta; Magnoliopsida; Fagales; Juglandaceae. The coding region runs from base 259 to 561 and encodes 100 amino acids.